Messenger RNA from Stylophora pistillata, 3689 nucleotides. RefSeq lists its product as uncharacterized. Lineage: Eukaryota; Metazoa; Cnidaria; Anthozoa; Scleractinia; Pocilloporidae. Gene Ontology annotation, molecular function: protein binding. Gene Ontology annotation, biological process: signal transduction. The record is from RefSeq and is a predicted model, not a curated record.
AUUUUCUCCUUGAUGAAUUGUUGAAUGCAACAAAGCCAAAAGUUUUGAGAAUUAAUCAAAUCAUCAUCGGCGAGAUAUUCCGGUUGCUGACACUCUCAGCCAACCAUACUCAAAUAUUAGCGUAAGUAACUUUAAAGUUACAUACAAACGAUAUCGAUUAACUGAUAGGUUCGCCUUCUUCUUUCCGGGAGCAAGAAGGCUGUCGUGGCGGUUGGAGCGGGCGAGAAAAAAAAACUUAAUGCUUGAUCCGAAAGAGGAAAAAUAAAUGACAAGUUUUGAAAUAAAACGAGUCCCUGGUUGUGCGACUUUUUGUAUAAUUCUCUACAGUUUGUUCAUUUUGAUCCAUGUAAAUUGUGAGUUACCUUUGCCAUUUAUCUCAACAAAUUUAUUUUCUCUUUGGACAGAUAGAAGUCGUCAAUUAAAAUUCAAUGCAACCCCCCAAAAAAUUAGCAUUUACGUUAGCAAGAAGGCAGCGAACCAUUUCACAACAGAAAACAGUUGGAUGGUUUUUGUUCAAAACGAGACAGAUAACUGCGACUACCAUAAUACAGUAUUGAUCGAGUCACAAAAUCUUUGGAGCAGAGGCUUGGCCCAAGAACAGUUUGUUAAAAAAACCUCAGAAAAGCUCUUCAGACGAACGAAAGAGGAUUUCAAACCUUAAUUUCGCCUAAAUGAGCCUCAAGGACAUCUAAUGUUGUCAAACGACGUCAUUGUUGUAACGUUGUUGUUGUAAACGAGAAAGACAGCAUGUCAAUGACGUCAUAGGGAAUUGUGUGUUAGUGUUUAUGUAAAUCUUUAUAAAAGAUUUAUUUGCUUAGAGAUGAAAUAUCGCGUACCUGCUUUUAAGGAAAGAACAAAUAUCCAAAUCGAGGGAGCGACGGAAAUUAAGUUAACUCAUCGUCGUCAACAUUUAAGCACAAUUUCGCCCCCCGUGAGAUUCACAACAUAGAAACAGAGAAACUGGAACUUAGUAACUUGCUGCAUCGCUCGCUUGGUGAAUCAGCUUUCUAACAAUCUAAACAUUAUGGGUUCAGGUGUAUCAAAGAACAAUCUUAAUGUAGUUCAUCAACGACCUGAAGUGGAAAUGGCUACGAACAGACGUCCGAUAUCUGAUGAAGUUGUUCAACUCAGACCACGACAGGAUCAAGACCAUACGAACGAAGAACGAAGAGAGAUGAUUUCAAUGGUUGAGUGGGAAUCCUUACUUACAAGAACGUAUAAGAAAUACGCGGACAGCUUCCCAGAACUUGAAGAUGACCUUCUAACAAUUUUUAAUUCUCUACGAAAAUUAAGAAAAGCCGUCAACGACAAAUCCAAGGGACCUAUAAUUCAAUAUUCUGAGGUGGAAGAGACACUCGAGGAGUUGGCUGUCAAAAGCUGCGACAUAUUUAUGUCGGCAGGAACGAACGACUCAGAAAAUUUCAACAAACUCAUGAGUUUUAUAGUUGAAAUCGAAGGAGCAACAGUGCUACAUAGCUUCGUGAGAAACUGUUUCGAAGAUUACUACAAUGAAACAACUGACAACGAAAUUAGCACAAGUGACCAAGAGGAGAUUUAUACUUGCUUUGAAAGUCUGUCUAAUGCACUGGCAACAAUACAAAACUUUGCUGAUUUCCACGAUGGUUUUUGCUUGGCGAGCGCUCGAGAUGGCGUUGUACAAACUUGCAUGGACAAUAUCAAGAGAAUCGAUCGAGAAAAUGACGACUGGCAAGACCAAGAUGAGAAAUCCGAAAUAAUUCACAUACUGGAGGCGUGCACCGGAAUUUUACACAACAUUUCUCGAAGACUGAGAGAUCGCCAAUGGUUUGCUAACAGUGACGAAACUUUACUCUAUUUUGCAAAGGUUAAGGUAGCAAGUAUCGCUGCCUCGGCCUUGCUGUGUCUGGCGUACCUUGUAAAUGAAGAAACUAAUCAUUUAAUCACCGCCGACAAAAAUUUGCUUCGCUUCAUUAUACGUAUGUUAGACGAAGCUUGGCAAUCAGAAGACCGCCGAAGCGACGGAUUCUCCGUUACGGAACUUGCUGAAGGACUGAGUCAUUUGGCAAUUAACGACAACAAUAAGGAAAUUCUUGGCAGCGAAGGAGCAAUAAGUGUCUUAACGUCAAUACUUAAGACCUCAAACGACGACGAGGAACGGGCGAGUGCGGCAAAGGCUUUGUGGAUGUUGGCUUUCAAAGACUCUAACAAGGUUAUCAUUCGAGAGGGAGACGGAAUCAUGGAGAUCUUACGCACAUUACAACACAGUCAAAAUGCUGAAGUGCAAAAGGCAGCCGCUGGUGCCUUGUGGGAGAUUGAGGGAAAGACAGCAAGAGAAAAAACCGACCAGACCAAAGAAGGGUCUGGAAACCACGUGAUGAUUAGCUACCAGUGGGAUGCUCAGGAGGUCUUAUUCCAAGUGAAAAACCAACUUCAUGCCAAUGGAUACAGAGUAUGGAUGGAUCUGGAGCAAAUGGGUGGGUCCACACUGGAGGCAAUGGCCAAAGCUGUCGAGCAGGCUGCUGUUGUACUGAUCUGCGUGUCACAACGAUACAAAGAGAGUCCCAACUGUCGAUCAGAGGCUGAGUAUGCCUACCAGUUAAGAAAAGACAUCAUUCCCUUGAUGAUGCAGAAGAAUUACAAGGCGGAUGGCUGGCUGGGUAUGCUUUUGGGUACAAAACUGUGGAUUGACUUUCAGAGUAAGCAUAUCGUGGAUUCUGGUGUGACCAAACUUAUCCGAGAAUUAGCGGGAAGAGGGAAAGACGUUGAUCACACAGAUGGGCUCCCAGCGGCGGUAAUUCGAGCAACUGAGGCCACAACUCUAACAAAACAGCCCUCUGGUCCAGAUGUGGCCGGAUGGACAAAUGAGGACGUGAAAAAAUGGCUGAGAUAAAUUGGAUUGGCAGACGUUUGUGACAAAGACAUGGCGGAAUUCACUGGGAAAAUAUUGAUUGAACUUCAAGAGCUUCGCGGAGAAUGCCCGGAUUAUUUUUACAAAUGCCUUGAACACACACUUCAGCUGAAAAACAUGUUCCACGUACUCAAAUUCAGAAAGGAGUUGGACAAACUACUGGGAAAUUGAUUGCGAUCUGCAGAAUAUGUAAUACGCCCGCCUCGUUCUCCUUGUUAAAGGACAGUUGCGUGACGUUGGUCAUCCAACAGUUAUAAGUAGAACGGUGCCUGUGUGUGACCUUGUAGUUGUUGACUGUGAGGAGGACACGUUCACCAUAUGAUAUGGACUUGCUUGUUUUCUAAGUUCACACAUCGAUAUCGAGAGAACACAAUGGACUCCGAGAAUGUGUUUCUGUUUUUACCUACAAUUUGUAUAGUUUGUACUUGGUUCACCAAGGGCGUAAAUCCAAAUAGAAUACGCUUAGUAAUUGAAAAACUCGUGGCACCAACCAUAGUCCGUAUUGACGUUAUAGAAACAGUGUUCGAGUAGCAAAUUGAAAAGAUGCUCGAUACUAGAAAUACCUGCGUUACAUUUACAUUUUAAAUUAAAACGUUAGAUGAAGAGUUUUAACUCUAAAAACCUCAUGGAAGAUGAAAUUGAGCAAUGACUUGAUAGAACACCAAAGAGUUGAGAGGCUUCCUAACGAAAGCGCGAUUGACGAAAACUAUGUAACUACUGUUGGCGUUCAAACAUUUAGUCUAAAUUAGUUUGUAAUUUUAUGUUCGCCAUUUCAUAAAAGACGCCGAAGAAUGUUACCACA